CACAGCGUUUGUCACUCCGUGUCUGAGCAACUUCAGUGACACCACGAGGAAAGGUCUGUACUGGGCCAAAUGGCACACAUCCCACAUGUGGCAUCUUUCUUUCUCUUUCUGACUAAGCUCAGCCUUGGCCAGAGAGAAGUGACCGUCCAGAAAGGACCGCUGUUUCGGGCUGCAGGCUACCCCAUCAGCAUUGGCUGCAAUGUCACUGGCCACCAGGGACCUGCUGAGCAGCAUUUCCAGUGGUCUGUUUACCUGCCCAAAGCCCCGACCCAAGAAGUCCAGAUUGUGAGCACCAAGGAUGCCACCUUCUCUUACGCGGUGUACGCACAGCGGGUGCGAAGCAGGGGGAUCUACGUGGAGAGGGUCCGGGGCAACUCAGUCUUCCUGCACAUCUCAGAGCUCCAGCCAAAGGAUUCUGGCGAGUAUGAGUGUCACACACCCAACACGGAUGAAAGAUACUACGGCAAUUACAGCGCGAAGACUAGGCUAAUUGUUAUUCCAGAUACCCUCUCUGCCACCAUGAGUCCCCAGACUCUCUGUAAGGAGGAAGGCGAAUCAUUAGAACUUACCUGUGAAGCAUCCAAAGCCACAGCUCAGCAUACCCACCUCUCUGUCACCUGGUACCUGAUGCAGGAUGGAGAAAGAAACCAAACUACCAAGAUUAUUUCCCUCUCCAAAGAUUUCAUGUUGACCCCUGGGCCCUCAUAUACAGAGAGGUUUGCGGCUGGUGACGUCCAGCUCAGCAAGCUUGGGGUCGCCACCUUCAGGCUGUCCAUAGGGAGGCUCCAGCCCUCAGAUCAAGGCCAGCUGUUCUGUGAGGCAACUGAAUGGAUUCAGGAUCCAGAUGAAACCUGGACUUUAAUCACAAGAAAGCGGACAGCUCAAACAGCUCUGAGGAUCCAACCAACAGUGAGAGAUUUUCAAGUCAACAUUUCAGCUGAGAGCACGUUUACUACAGGGAAAUCCUUAGAACUGGUCUGCCUGGUCGUAGGCAGUGGCCGGGACCCACAGCUUCAGGGCGUUUGGUUCUUCAAUGGUAAUGAGAUGGCCCGCAUGGAUGCUGGGGGUGUUCUGGACCUGAAGGGAGACUACAGACAGAGAGCAAGUCAAGGACAGCUCCAGGUUUCAAAGUUAACCCCCAAGGCUUUCUCUCUCAAGAUCUUCUCUGCGGGCCCCGAGGAUGAAGGCGCCUACAGAUGUGCUGUGGCGGAGAUGGCAAGAGCUCAGAUGGGCUCCUGGCAGGUGCUUCAGAGCAAGCAGUCACCAGACAGCCAUGUGCAUCUGAGGAAACCAGCAGCAAGAAAUGUGGUCUUAUCUACCAAGAACCAGCAGCAAGCCGUGUGGGAAGGAGAGGCAUUAACCCUUCUCUGCAAGGCAGAUGGGGCUGAGAGUCCCUUGUCUGUGGAAUGGUGGCAUCUUCCACAAGGCCAGAAGCAGCCAGAGUUGAUGGCUGGCAUGCAGCAGGAUGGCACCGUGCAGCUGGGGGCCUCCUACAAGGAACUCAAUAACCAGGGCUCCACAAGGCUGGAGAAAAUGGACUGGGCUACCUUCCAGCUGGAGAUCAGCUCCACCAGCACCACAGACAGUGGCAUGUAUGAGUGCAGAGUGUCUGAGGGCACCCGGAACCAGGCCAGAGGGCGGAGCUGGACUCAGAAGUUGGCCAUCACUGUCAAAUCUCUGGGUAAAGAGUCAAGUUUAUGGGUUAAGCUGAUGAGCCGUCAACCCAAAGUGGAAUUAGCCAAGACCUUUGGCCUGUCCUGCAUAGUGGAGGCUGACUAUGCCAACCUCAGGGUGCCACUCACCGUGACAUGGCAGUUCCAACCAGCAAGAUCUCAAGUCUUUCAUCCGCUUGUUCGAAUCACCCAUAAUGGCACUAUUGAGUGGGGGGAUUUCCUAUCUCAGUUCCAAAAGAAGACGAAAGUUUUACAGUCCUCGUUUCAUUCUCAGCUCCUAAUUCAUGAUGCCACUGAGGAAGAAGCAGGAGUUUAUCAGUGUAAAGUAGAAGUUUACGUCAGAAAUUCCCUAUGCACAAGCGGCCCUGUGAGGGCUUCUGCCGUCUCUCACUCACUGAUGAUAGCCAUCACUUUACCAGAAAGCAAGCUACAAGUGAACUCAAGCAGUCAAGUCCAAGAGAUCCUCAUCAACUCCAACACCAACAUAGAAUGUAGCAUCUUGUCCCGGUCCACUGGAGACCUUCAAUUAGCUGUCAUUUGGUACUUCUCUCCCAGUUCCACUAAAGCAACCUGGCUGAAGAUCCUGCAAAUAGACAAAAACAAUGUUGUAAAAUAUGGGGAUGAAUUUCACACCCUACGGAGAAAACAAAAAUUCUACCCCGAAAAAGUUUCCCAAGACAUGUUUCAGCUACAUGUUUUGAACAUGGAAGACAGUGAUCAGGGCAAAUACCACUGCGCUGUGGAGGAAUGGCUCUUGUCUACAAAUGGCACUUGGCUCAAGCUUGGAGAAAAGAAGUCAGGUCUGACAGAAUUGAAACUCAGGUCCACAGGAAGUAAGGUACGUGUUUCCAAAGGGUACAAGACAGAAAAUGCUACUGAGCACGGAGAAGUGGCCAUCCACUGCAGCCUGGAGAGUUCUGGCAGCUCAGCUUCCCUGUUCUCUGUGAUGUGGUACCAGAACAGGGAAAAUUCUGGAAGGAAGAUGCUGGUGCACUUGCAGCAUGAUGGCUUGUUGGAGUAUGGUGAAGAGGGGCUCAGGAGCCAUCUGCACUCUUACCGUUCAUCCCCUACAGACUUUGUCCUGAAGCUUCAUCGGGUAGAGAUGGAGGAUGCUGGGCUCUACUGGUGCAGGGUGACAGAGUGGCAGCUGCAUGGCAGUCCAAGCAAGUGGGUCAACCAAGCAUCAGAUGAGUCACAGCAUAUGGUGCUCACGGUGCUGCCUUCAGAGCCCACAUUUCCUUCCAGGAUCUGCUCAUCAACAUCUUUACUCUAUUUUCUAUUGGUCCUCCCCUGCAUUCUGUUGAUUCUUCUGUCCAUUUCCCUCCUCUGCUGGUACCACAAGGCCAGGAAGUUGUCAGCCCUGAGUCUAACAGCACAGAACGAAAAGGCUCUCUGGGUGAACUUGAAAGGGGCUGGUGACUGGACAACAAACCGGAGGGAAGAGGAAGAGGAAGACCAUUGAAUCCGGAGAGCUUCCAGCAGCUUGGGGAAAGUGCGGGCUUUGGAAUCAGACUGAGCGGCAUGUGAAUGUGAAUGAAUCCUGAUCCCAUCCUUCCUGGAGUCUGUGGCCUUAGGCAAGUUACCUAGGAAUCAGAGGGAGUAUUUAUUGAGCGCCUAUGUGGGGCCCCACACUGCUAAGUGUUUCUUCGUUGUAUUACCCUCAUCUACCCCUUGCAACUUCCCAGGAGCUAGAUGAUUUACCCUGUUUUUCACUGGCUGUACCUCACAGAGGUUCAGGGUCCCUGUCUGUAAGGAGAGAACCUCCCUCACACAGUGUCUUGGGUAUUCGGUGAGAUCGGAUGGCGAAGCCCAGGGUGAGAAUGCCCUCUACUCUCUCCUCCCUUAUGUCACUGACUCCCGGGAGAGCACUCAGAGUGGUCCAGUCACACUGGCUCUAGCUUCAUCUUUUGCUCCCAGAUAAGAGGUGUAGGAAGGGGCCUGAUGUCAGCAAGGCAAAAAGAUGUUGGGGAUAUGCUCUUCGUUCACAUCCGAUCUGCUUCCCAACGUGAGCAUGACUUCCUUCAAAGUAGAAAUCCCAUCUGUCCCUCAUCCCAUCUAUAAAUGCUACUCAAGAACAAGCUCUGCGAAGAGGGUACCUGAUCCGUUUUGGCCCUUUGAUGAAAUUGUAAAGCAUUUUGUAGUCUGAGUUUCUUUCUUUUUUCUUUACCUUUACGUUUCCCUUUUCCUUCCUUCCUUCCUUUUUUCCUUUCUCUUUCUUUUCUCUAUUAGCAUUAGGUCAUUGCUUAAGGGAGAACUUUUUUUUUUUUUUUUUAACAACAGUGCUCUAAUCAGCCUCCAAGGCCUCAUACCUCCCCUUCCUCCCCACUCCAAAAGAUCCAUCUGGGUCCUGGCUCUGAGCCAAUGCUUUAUUUUCUUUGACCUGACAGCAUUAGGUAGUAGCACAGGGCAUUGUGGUGGUUCUUUGGGGAAGGAGGAGGAACAGAGCCCCUGUCCUGUCUUCCCCCAGCAGGGGCUAGGAGCUCAGGGGAAGCAGCGGGUCAAGUCUGGUUCCUCAGGGUCCCCUGUUCUCAUCCAGGAACGGUUGGGGGAGGGGGAUGGUUGGGGAGUGUCAUGGCUUAAGGCUUUCAACAACUGUCCCCCAGGGUAUAACAGGUAUUCCCACUGGGCCUGAGGCCUCCUCAUCUUUGUUUCAAAAGCUGCUUGGGCCCUGUUGUAGCUAGAAUUGGAAAUCAAUCAGUACCACCUAACAGACUUGAGAAGAUGCAUCUAUUUGUUAUCUGUGUGACCAACAGGGUUGCUUUAGCACUGGCUAAUUUGCAUUUCCAAGGAGAGCAAUUUAUUUUUAAUUAUUUUAUCAAGCACACACGUCUCUCCAAACAUAAUUAGUUCCUUUGCAGGGGGAGCAUCGGUGGCUAUGAGAACUCCCAGUGUAGAGCUAUAGGUCCCUUCCGCUCAUCUCCCUUUAUAGGCUCAUUUAAAAUAUCCCAAGUGUUUCCUUAAAUGUGUCAACAUAUUAGUCUCUUCUCAGGUAGGGUGGCAUAUUUUUCAGAAAACAAAGCUAAAGGUAAGACUUGUUAGAAAGUAUGAUGUCCCCUGCCUUCCCUCCCCCCCCCAAACCUGUAUUUUAAUUAGGAUUUUAAAGGGAAAGGGAGCAGAAUCGAGCCCCGUCAGAUAAUCAGAGUGGAUUCUGGUGCUGCCCCCUGCCUGGGGUCCUCUUUCCCCUGACCCCGUCCCUCUCUCCUCACCUGGGUCUGGCCCUUUUGGCUCAGAGCUCGCCGGCCACUUCUUCCUGUUUGAAUCCGGCCCAGACAUGGCACAGAGCAGACACUGAAAUGUCCAAGUGCGUCGCCCAGAGCCGAGCUUGGGAACGAUUAGAUUACUCCCCAGGGAACACCUCGUGCCCAGCCCCGGGAUUGGUGUGAGGGAUCCAGUGGGGACCCAGCCGGAUGCAGUUCCAUUCCCCUGGGGUCAUCAGCUUGUCCCUUCUGGCUGCUGGGCUCCUCAGCACACCAGGCAUCCUAAGAAGCCGUUUUGUGCUAUUUGGCCCGUCGUGAAUUUUUAGGCAGCUAAACCCCAAAGUCGUCUUUUCUCGUUUCUGAACUGAAUAAAAUUUGUGUUCACCCAAGUCGGUCGAUGUUUCCCGUGAAACCUCUUCUCUUUCCAAUGCUGUGCUUGUCCCGUUUUACUCUCUAACACUUAGUGGAGAACUUCACUUUUAUUAACCGAUUUAAACUUUUCCAUUCUCUGUCAGCACCUGGUUUUCCUUUCAGCGUCUUGGGUUUUCAGUCCUCCUUGGCAACUGAACAAACCUGUCUCGGGAGUUGGCUACCUAUGGCCCACAGGCCAAGCACAGCCCACCACCCGUUUUUUAAAAUAUGAAUUGUUGGAAAACAGCCAUUCCGUUUGCCUGCAUAUUACCUCAGGCUGCUGUCUUCAUAAAACAGCAGAGGUGAGUAGUUGCCAUGGAGAAUGUGUGCCUAAAAUGUUUACUAUCUGGCCCUUUACAGAAAAAGGUUUCCAACCCUGCUCUGUUUUAGUGGCUAAUGUUCUGUCUUAACCAUGCACUGCGUUCCUGGGACCCUUGACCUAUUGUAUUGGUAUCUCUUAUAUACCUGAUUAAUUGAAGAAUAAUCUGAGGCUCUCCAGUUUGGGGUCUGGUCCAAGCCAUUGCGAAGUUUGAAUCCUCUGCUGCACUCUUCCUAGAGAUGGAAAAUUCAGCACCCUGGAGGUACUCCUGCUCAGUGCAGGACGAGAUGACGUGGAGGUGUAUGAGGCAUGAAUAGGCUGUUUUCGUUCUUUUUAGUCUAGGAAGACAUGUAUGGGGAACAGCUGAUAUACGGCAGAACAAGAAAGUAGAAAGUCAAGUGCCAUAAUUCUAUCUUAUGAUUGCACAGAAGUUGUUCAUCAUCUCAGAGUUUCAGUGCACCCCCAUGUAAAAGGGAUUGUUAUUCCUGUCCUGCAGGAAAGACAGGGACGCUUAGAGGGGUUGGGUUGCUCCAGGAUCACCUAGCCACAUGUAGAAGAGCAAGAGCUCCAAUUUAGGUCUGCUGGCAACCAAUCCUAGGCUCUUCCCAUGGUAGACACUGUGCUCAAAGUCACAGCAAUGGGGAACAUCUAGUGAUGAUAAUAUCCACCUCACAUGGUUAUGAGCAUGGAAUCAGAUGCUUAUAUGGGGUAAGUUUUAAACCGUUUCAAGUCAUAAGUGAAUGUGGGCAUAACCAAGUUUUUUUUCAGGCCUCAUCUGUCUGUGCACAUAAAUGAAAUUAAAUCAACAAUAAUAAAAUUCUAUAGACUUUCGCCCCCCAAGCUACUUACAUGGGGUCUUGGCCAUCUGUAAAGCGUUCUUCAAGUACUUCUGGGGAUUCUAUAGGAUUCUGGGAGUUCACAUGAACUUAUGAACUAGUCCCCUCCCACAUGGUUUCCUGCUACUCCGUUCGGCUCUACGGGCUCCCACUGCAGCCAGGAUGCUGGAGCAUAUAACGUAUCAACGCCGGACAGUGUUCAUUGGUAAGCAAGGAAAAACACCUCUUAUUUUGUCCUGAUGUCACACUCUGGAUUGCAAAUGAAUCCAAAAUUGCCUGUGCCCCCAUGUCUCCAAAGAUUGUGAAAACAGGCCCUUUAACUUUUGCCCAGUACCUCCUUGCUCCACAGGGUCCAGACACCAGCGAGUCUGGGCCCAGUCUGGGAGAGAGACGUCAUGCUGUUUUUCAUUUCCCAUGCUCAACCCCUGGGAACCUGUUAGUACAUCUUCAUCUCAGACCCCCUGUCUCCCCUGCAGUUGAGUCAUGCAAAUUUUACUUCUGGGGAGUCCGCCCACUCAUCAGACAGGUCCAGGGAAGUUUACAUUCCCCGUAGGCUCAGCUGGGACUUCUGUUAUGUUGGCUAUUAAUUUUUACCCCUAAUGUAGUAAAGUGCUAUGGCAAUUGAGAAAUCAGAGACAGCUUCACAAAGGAGAUGUCAUCUGAACUAGGCUUCAAAGUCAGGAAAUAUUUUGACAGGAGAAGUUGGGAUAAACAGUAAUCUGUGGGGAGAGAUAGCUCCAUGAAAACUGUGUAGAAUAGCUUUGGUUUGAUUUAAGUGUCAGAAUUAUGGAGCAAUGAGAGAGAUUAAAUAUGGAAAGAUUAGAGUGAGGAGGGACAAGAGAACAGAUCUUGAACAUGCACAAAAACUUUGACUUUAUUUGAUGGACAAUGGUGAGCCAUUGAAUGUUAUUUAGCAGGGAAGGAGCAGCUCUCCUUUAGGAGAAUUGAAAAACCAGCAACAUAGAUGAUGGGUAGGGGUUGAGUGAGGGCUGGGGCAGUAUCAAGGCAAAGCAGGGCAGCCAACCUCAGGAAAUAACCUCCAUUUUCCUAAUGUGUGUAACAAGGAUAAAACCAAUUUUGUGAGGUUUGAGGACUGAACCGAAUUAUCAGGAAGUUUCAAGUAUUACAUUAAGCUCAUAGAGGUAACUAAUGUAUAUUUGUUAAGUACAAUGACAACAUGUUAUGAGAUUCUUCUUCUGUUUAAUAAAUAUUUGUUAUCCUAA
Messenger RNA from Callorhinus ursinus (northern fur seal), 7659 nucleotides. RefSeq names its product CD101 molecule (gene CD101). The record is from RefSeq and is a predicted model, not a curated record. Gene Ontology annotation, cellular component: membrane. NCBI's taxonomy places the organism in Eukaryota, Metazoa, Chordata, Mammalia, Carnivora, Otariidae. Gene Ontology annotation, molecular function: hydrolase activity, acting on carbon-nitrogen (but not peptide) bonds, in cyclic amides.